Molecule: messenger RNA, 3504 nt
Organism: Wyeomyia smithii (pitcher-plant mosquito)
Lineage: Eukaryota; Metazoa; Arthropoda; Insecta; Diptera; Culicidae
Exons: 7
Coding region: 79-3504 (1141 amino acids)
Source: RefSeq, a predicted model, not a curated record
UAACGUCACUUUUUCCAGAACUCCCUUCCGGCGCGUCUGUACUUUUUCUGGUUAGUAAUUUGAAGAUUCGAAAUCAAAAUGGUUGAAUUGAACGGGACCCAGUCUUCUAUCACUUUAAGCGUUGCAAAUGAUACAACUUCCGAAAAUUACGGAAAUGACGCUAUAGAGGGGUACAAUUUAAUUGUUCUGCUGAAAUCUUUCACAUUAAACGAUUUUGGAGAGGAUGACCCGCGUGAGCUCAACAUUCGCCUGUUGCUGGGUGAUUCCGAUCCGAUUGAAAUAUUCGGAACAGUGUCGGAUAUUAAUAAGCAGCGAAGAGGUUUUGCGAUAAGCAUUCCCUGUGACAAUCCGGAACAGUUCAAAGACUAUCUUUCGAAUAAUAAUCUGAAAGUUAUCAUUGAUCAAAAUGGUUCCGAACUUGGCGGCACGAGCGUAUGUUUGGCGGAAAACCAUUUGGUUUCUUUUGAUCCACCGCAUUUCGAACCCACAAUCAUAUCUCAGAAAUUCGCCGUUAAGCAUGGAUCCUUAUCGGUUGGAACGAUCCACCUUAUCUUGAAAACUGAUAAACAGCAAUCGGCCGUAGAAUUGAAUGCAUCGAAGAUCGAAAACGACAGCAUUCUGUACAUCGUUAACGAUACCCCAGAGCGAAGAAGUAGUGAAUAUCAGGAAGACACUAUGCGACAGUUGCUAACAUGCAAAAAAUGUAGUGGCGUGCGAAGCCCUAGUGAAGUGAGUUGCCGAUAUGAAUUGAUAGAUGGAAUCCUCACUCACGUUGAAAAACCAAAGCGUGAUAUGGAUCUUGAAUUGAUGAAACGGAAAUUGGAACGAAUCGAACGGAAAGCGAAAUUGUAUCCGGUUGGUGCACAACAGGAUCUACCAAAAGACAAUGUUGACAACCGAAUUUGCAAACACUGUGGAGGCAUUACCGUAACGGGAAAAACAUGCGGUCGAUUUCCAUGGAGAGAUGAUACUGAAGUUGGCUACCCAGAAGGCAGCGCAAAACGUUUUUCACCACCUAUUGAUGUUCCUGUAAAUUAUGCACGCAUAUCAGAACCAACCUUUGUUCAUUCUAAUAAAGAUGGAAUAAGAUCCACUCAGUCACGAUCAAACAGUUACCCCCUCCAUACAUUCCAACAACCGGAUCGUAAUUAUCUGUGCCCUACAUCAGUCGGAAUUCGCCAUUGCGAACGUUGUGGACUUAACAUGGACUGGCUUCCCCCACAUGCUACCUGUCCAAAGUGCAACUACAAAAGCCAACCUUUUGGAACAGGAAAUCUAGAACCCGCAAUGCACGAAAUUACUCCGAGCCGAAUGAACUCCUGGAUGGGUGAUUUUGAAUUCGCUGAACCUCAGAAAAGGCAAUCUUUGGCGGCCUCCGGUCGUUCUUUGUCACUAGAAGUGCGACCAUGUCCACUUUGUCGCUUGCGUGGUGGCCGUUGUCCGGAUUGUGAAAGACGUGCAUCAAUAACACAGCAGGAUAAAAUUAAUUCUACCACUCAAUCGUCUACCUCAGAUUCCGAAAUGCUGGCCCGCAAAUCCGAGGAAAGACCAAAAACGAGACAAUCAUUGCGAGACCGUUUUAUGGAAUUACCGAAAAGGCUUAGUAAAGCGGCAAGGCUAUCUCAACUUCAGAAAGUUUAUGGAGACGAUGCUCCUCGAAAGCAAGAAAAGUUGGGUCCUUGUUCAACCCGUAGUUCCACUGUAUCUCUAAACGUAGAAGAUAUAUUGAAAAAAUCCCAAACUAAAACCAAGAAAAUAAUGUCCGAUGGUAUCCAGAGUAUUGAAGUAAGAAAAGUGGGACCUGGCGUGACAGAUAACCUGGAUAAAGGCUGCUCUGCUCUCAGUUCAACUCAAAUACGAAAAAACCAGAGAAGUUUAUUGAGACAAAUAAAAAAGCAAAAUCGUGGGACAUAUUCAUACCGAUAUGGAAAUCGCUACCCUGGUAUCGUAGUCGGCCAUCAAGAGUGCAUUCAUCGUGGCAAUCCUGUUCCUCCACACAUGGGAUGGCGAUGGGACAUCAAAACGCCUGGUAUCGGAUGUGUGCGAAAGGGUUGGCGACCAGGCGCUGUGCGAAAAACGAUUAAGGAGCUAAUGCAACACUUUUUAGUUAGCUACCCACUGGAUAACGUUCCAGUCAGCAGAAAAGGUAAACGAAGCUCAAAGAUCGAUGACGAUGGAACGGAUAAAAUUAAGCAAAAGCAUACUUUGCAAAUAGUGAAGCGAAAUGGUGAGUAUGCUAUUGUGAUGAAUCCACUGAAAGAUUCGCAAACAUUGAAAACCGCGCAAGAUCCUUAUCUCGCUUGUGAACCUAUCCGAUUCAAGCUGACAAAAGAUCCGAACAUGAGCAAGCUGUAUCAGCUUCGUAACGCACUAAAGGUGAAGGGUUUCACGAUGUGUGGCUGUUCUGAGUUUGAUUCCUGCAAUCAUAGAAGCGAAAAAGAGAAGAAAAUAAUGUCAAAAGAAAUGCGUAAACUUUCGAAGCGGCUUGGCCUUGCAGUGACAACCGAACUUAAAGACAUACCAGCCGAGAGUGAGUCCGAGUUGGAUUUGGAGUUUACUCCUCCGUCGGCGAUGCUUAAGUCGGGAGUGAGAAAAGCGGAUGUGGUGUGCACCGAAACUCAAUACUGUGAAGAGGAUUAUAAAGUCCAAGUUCCAGCAGAUAAGCUGAAGUGUUAUCCUGGUCAAGUGGAUCCGUUGGAUGUUACGAGGGUUAAGUUUGGUCGCGGGAUGAAUGUAACUGCUGGUAGAGAUGGUAAAGCGUUUAAGGGGGGAAUGGGUGGAAAGGGACAACGAGGAAGUGCAGGUGGUAAAAGUACUGGUACCGGGAAAGGAGCAGGCGCGGGUGUAGGAACAGGUUCUGGAAAAAAUGUGGGUGCGGGUAAAGAAACUGGUUCAAGAAAAGGAGUAGGUGAUGGCAAAGGGAAUAACUUAAGCAAAGAAAUUGGUGCAGGAAAAGGAGCUGGGGUUGGAAAAGAUACGAUUAGAGGAAAAGACAUAGUUAGUGGAACGGGAAAAGGAGGUGUUGGAAAAGCAGGAACCGGAGCAGGAGGAAAGAAUGGGGCUACAGUAACUGGAUCAGCAAGAGCUAGAAACAAAUCUCACGUAACACGUCGAGGAAGUACAAUAGCGGGUGUCGGUGUAAAGUCUCAUCAAGCUGGAUCGAACCGAUUGGCUGCAACCAUUACCGGAUACGGAAGUUCCGUCCCCGCGAAGUGCGGUUAUCAAGUCAGUUCAUAUGCCUGCUAUACAUCACCGUGUGCUCCAGUUGCUGUAUGUUACAACUCUUGCUGCACAGGUUGCACGAUAUUGCUAAUUGCUAGAAAGAGUUACUAUCCAGCGGAUGAAUUUGCCCAUAUAUCGGAAACAGAGAAUAAAAUCAAACUGCAACAUUUACUUGACUUAACAGCCGAGCGUAUCAUCGAGGUGAACGAAGGGAAAUUAAUCAAUCUCACGGAUGCAGAGUUUCUGCUGGAUCUGCCGUUCAUCCGGGAAUCCGGAGUAUAA